ACUCUCUUCUAUCUCUGGGCUCUUGCUGCAGCAACACUGGGCACUGUGUGUCCACCAGCAUGGUGCUGAUCGAGGCGAAGAUGCUGUCUGGCUACAACCCUGUGACAGAGUCCUUGGAAAAGUUAAAUAAAAUGCCUGCGGCGAAAAAAAUUGAAAGAGAAGUCGAGCAGGUCACCCUCUACUUGGAUGAGCUGACUUGGGACUCUCAGUACCAUACCCUUGUGAUGCAGCAAGACAUCCAAGUGAAGGACCUGAAGCCUGCUAAAGUGAAGGUCUACGAUUACUACAUGUCGGAAGAAAAUGCUGUGACAGACUAUCGUGCCCCCUGCCUGUGAGGAUUGGGACAGUCAGCUGCUGACAGCUUUCCAACAGUCCUCUGUCAAUCGUGCCCCGCUGAUGUCAGAUACCAUAGUGAGAGAUUAUGGAUGAUGGGACUAAUCAAUUACCGGAACCAGG
Mauremys mutica (yellowpond turtle) is the source of this 456-nucleotide messenger RNA. RefSeq names its product alpha-2-macroglobulin-like protein 1. NCBI's taxonomy places the organism in Eukaryota, Metazoa, Chordata, Testudines, Geoemydidae. Gene Ontology annotation, cellular component: extracellular region. The transcript has 5 exons. The record is from RefSeq and is a predicted model, not a curated record. Bases 60 to 335 code for a protein of 91 amino acids.